This is a messenger RNA of Ooceraea biroi (clonal raider ant), 566 nucleotides long. RefSeq names its product Threonyl-carbamoyl synthesis 6. The record is from RefSeq and is a predicted model, not a curated record. Lineage: Eukaryota; Metazoa; Arthropoda; Insecta; Hymenoptera; Formicidae. Gene Ontology annotation, cellular component: EKC/KEOPS complex.
AUAUAAAAUACGGUAAAUGCAAGCCCGCUUUCCCUUUCUUUUUUUUAACGCGAAAUGGAAUGUUUAUUACGCCAUAACAAAAAAGACGAAUGCACCAGCAGCAACGUCAGCAACGCCUAUGCUAUGCGCGUUUCCACAUACAGUUGCAAGAUAACGCGAUACUAGCGGCAGAAAUUUCGAUUUGACCAAUUAGUGUUAUCAUAGAAUGACCUCGGAGAAUGCUGUCAUGAGCAACCUCAAGGUAGAUCUGUCCGUGCCUUUUCCGAGCUCUAGGGAAGCAGAGGUCGCAUACCAAGUACUGCGAGUUGAUAAGGAGCCGUCGAGAGGCGGAGUCACCAAGAAACUCGCAUUAAACAAUAACCUAUUAGAAGUGUCAUUUAGCGGUAACGAGGCACGGAAAGUGCGCGUAGGACUUACGUCGUUCUUCAAUAGCUUGCAGCUAGUCAUCGAGACCAUUCGUCAGUUUGGUCCGCCUGAACCGACGUACAAUCAUCACUGAAACUGACGCACAUUUUUCGAUUAUAUUUUACUAAUGUUGUAAAUAUGCGAUAAACGUUAUGGAGCAC